AGGAGUAAGAGAGCCAAGAUAGGGCAGUCCCAUUCCUUUUCCAUCGGUGUGAGCAAGCUUUAUUUGACAUCUGUACAGACCAGUGGUGUAGUCUACUUUUUUUAAGUGGGUAUACUGUAUAUUCAAACAUUUUUUGAAGUGGGUAUAUUGUAUAUAUUUAUGCUAUUCUAAAUAAUGGAUCAAUCAAUUUUAAGUGGGUAUACUGAAGUCCCUAAAAUUUAGAAGUGGGUAUACUCCGUAUACCUGCCUGCGUUCUACAUAGACUACACCACUGGUACAGACAGACAGCAGUGAGACAUACCGCAUAACAGUGCUCUCGGGUCAGGGGAAGACACCCUUCGUUGCCUCUCCUGUGAUCUGGAAACGUAAGGUGCAGCUUCACACAUGGCUCCGCUGAGGAAUAUCUCCAGAGGCUAUGCACACACUUCUUUCCCAUCAGCCAACCCUAAUCAACACAUGGUCUGAUUGCUCGCUAUCAUUCUCACCUCUACCCCUGCCUGAGCCGCUGCCUGUGCCUCUGGACCCCCCCUCCCCAAGCCAAAGCCUCUGGAGCCAUGGGCAGCGUCAGCAGUCUCAUCCCAGGCCACAGCCUCAGCAGCAAGCACUGCCGCGCCUCACAGUACAAACUCACCAAAAAGGGAGCCAACUCGAAACAACGCUCGGGCAGGGGCUUGGACGGCCUACUCAAGUAUGGCUUCUCUCAGGACCCCAGUGGAACCAAUAACAACAACAAAGGCCUUUUGCAUCCGGGCAAUAGUGAGGACUUCUUUUACAUUAAGGUGGGCCACAAGUCCAAGACAAAUCAUCGCAGGAACGUAGGAGCCAUGGAGGAUCGGGACGGACCCCCGGCGACGGACAUUGAGGCUGGCAGAAGAACUCCCCCAGAGCUGAUACCAAUGUCUGGCAAGCUGGAGAAGAGUGCCGAGAAGGCCCUCAUCCGGCCCACGGCCUUUAAGCCGGUGCUCCCCCGCAGCAGCAGCUCCUCCAUGGAGACUCACAACAGCCUGAAUCAGAUCCUGGGCCACGGCCUGAGCCCGUCCGAAAGGGCAAAGUGCACGUCGUCAGAACCCAAGCAGCAGCAGCAGCAGCAGCAGCAACAGCAGGAUGCCGGCUCGGGAACGCUGACGGACUCGGGACGCGACUCCAUGUCCAGCCUGCCGACCCACAGCACGGGCUGCGGCAGCCAGCUGGACGGCACCAACGCCAGCAUAAGCACCAGCGCGUCCAAUAGCCACCUGCUACGUUACAGCGGCUCCUCCCACAGCGUCACUUUGCUGCAACAACAACAACAGAACCAGAACCAGAGCCACCAGCAUCUGCAUCAUCAUCUGAACUCUGCCAACUCCUCAGGCCUGAGUAGUGGGUCAGGCGGCUCCACGUGGGUCGGCGAAAACGGCGGGAUCGGCGGCGAGAUGACCGUGGGGAGCUAUAUGAACAGCACAAGCAACGGAAUAACUAGCGCUAACACUAGCCCUAAUGGUAAUGCUAACUUACGCCCAACAUCGACACUAGACGACAGCCUCAUGGCAGCAAUGAACUUGAACAAAGACAUAGCUGCGGCUGCCACAGCAGCAGGCCUUCACCAGUCCGACACGCCACGCUCACUCCACAGCCUGGAGCUGUUCUCCGAAUCGCCUCCAAACACCAAACCAAAGAACUCCUCCGCCUCCGCGCCUGGCACGACAACAUCGUCGUUUGAGCUGGCAGCUACCAGCAGUGGCAGCGGUGGGUGCUGCGUCCGUUCGCCGAUCUCCACCGACGACUCGCUGAUCUUCCAGCUGGAGCGGAAGCUUCUGGAGCGGGAGUCGGAGCUGCAGGAGCUGCAGGUGUGCCUGGAGGACAAGGAGGCGGAGACCUGCCAGCUGUUUGAGGAGAAGCAGCGCUACUGCGCCGAGGAGAUGCACGGCCUCAAGCAGCGCUGCUCCACCAAGCUCAGGCAGGCAUCGCAGAGGGCCCUCAAGGCACAGCAGGUCCUUCAGCUGCAGGUGGUGCAGCUGCAGCAGGACAAGGAGCAGCUCCAGGAGGAGGUGGAGAGGCUGGAGCGAGACCGGGAGGCCGCCGAGGGGAGGCUCCGCAGCUACGAGAGGGAGAAGAGCCAGCUGGCCCCUACCCUGGAGGAGACGCAGUGGGAGGUGUGCCAGAAGUCGGGCGAGAUCUCCCUGCUGAAGCAGCAGCUGAAGGACUCCCAGGCGGACGCGGCCCACAAGCUGGGGGAGAUCGUCGGCCUGAAGGGGGCGCUCCGGGAGGCCAAGGCCAAGAUGGAGGAGCUGGAGAGGAAGAACAAGGAGAACGAAGACGCCCUUCACUCUCGCUGUGCAGAGGUCGAGGUGUGUCAAAACGAGCUCCAGAGGAAGAAGAACGAGGCCGAGCUGCUGAGGGAGAAGGUGGGCCGCCUGGAGACGGACAUCAAGGGCAUGAAGCAGGAGCUCGGACUGGCCAAGGAGGAGCAGGUGAAGCUGCAGAGCAGCCGAGCCAAGAUGGAGGAGGAGCAGCUCAAGCUGCAGAUCGCCAGAGCCAAGAUGGAGGUCUUUGGAGUGAAUGGAGGCAAAAAGGAGGGAGUUGAUUCCGUUGGCAAUGGCAAGGCGGAGGGCAACGGGCUGGUGGCGACGCAACAGACGGACAGGAUGGCGGACACGGACACGGCCACGCUGCAGAGGGAGGUGGAGCGCAUGAGGAAAGAACUGGUGGAGGAGAGACAGAAGAAGGACAAGAUGGUGAACAGUUUUCAGCAGGAGAGGCAGACGUGGAACAAGGAGAAGGACAAGGUGAUAAGAUACCAGAAGCAGCUGCAGUAUAACUACUUGCAGAUGCACAAGAAGAAUCAGGACUUGGAGAAAAUAUUGCGAGAGCUGACAGCAGAGAUGGAGAGCCGGCCAGGGCUUGACAUGGACAUCCACAGUUCUCCACAUCGCUAUGACAACAUGGUUGCCACAGAGAUAUAAGGUCGUAGAUUAAUGACAGCGCACAAUUCUUUUGAGUCAAUGCAGUUGGAACAAGUUUUGAGAUUAAUAUUACAAUCAUCAAUAGGUUUUGUUGAUCAUUCACAUCUGAGACAUUGAUGAUAAUCAGUUCAACAGCACAAUGCUUAUCUUACUGAUGGUCUAUUGGAUAUUACUAUUAUAUUGAAUAUAGGUUGGUAAGCCAGAAUUACACAAGUCUCUUUAGUACAAAAAAAAGAUUUCCAGGAGAUAACCCUCAAAAAUGUCUGAACUCUUGCCAUUAUAUUAUCUUUGUUGAAGCAAACGUGCCACACAGAGUCAAAACGAAGCCACUAUAUAUUCACUGACGAAUAGACAGAGACAUUUCCACAUAGAGGUUUGUCCUCAAUCACACAGCUCUACUCUAUAAUCUAUAAAUACGUAAUUAACCUGAAAUGUAGUCCAUGGCAGCCUCAGGCUUAAUGUUGCUAAUAAUAGACAUAGCACUGUUAGCACUGGUUUCCUCUUGUUAUCAACUAGCUCUGUAACCGCAUGUGUACUCCAAACCCAGCUGUAAACUAUACAAUUGUAUUGUCUGUCUGUUGUAGUUUGAAGAAGAACCCUGUACACCACAUACUACAGCUGAAACAUUCGAAAUCGUACUACUGCCAGAACAUGAGGGGCACUAGACCAGCAGUUAGUCCCCUGUCAGAUGCACAUAAUAGUCAGUUCCUUCAAAAAUAUAUUCAAAAAAACAGUUGGUGUAAAUGGCUGUAUUUGAUCCUUGCAGGACAGAUGUGUUGAAUAUCCUGAAGCCUGUUACUGUUGCUCAAACUAGUUGUAAACACAGUCAUGAAAAAACCUUGUCCCACUAAUGCAAACAUCACAACACACCACCUCCAACGCCAGAUGUAUAGUCACAAAGCUUGGCACCACUAACGACAGUGAAUAUAUGGACCCUGUAUAAACAGCGUUUGUGUGAACUCUUAACUUCCCUGAUAAGACACCACAGAUGGAGCUUGCACCUGUCGUAGUACACCUGUUAGCCCCCUAUUAGUCAUGAUGUCUAUGUCAGGAUGUGUCCAAGAGACUAAAUGGUAUAAUGGUAUGAAUAGGCCUACUAUAUGAAAACAGGGCAAGGAGAUUUUUUUUGUGGUAUAUUGGCAGCUAGGUGACAUCAAACUGAAUUCCACCAGAAGCCUAAUGAUUCAGACAGAAAAAAAAUGUAAAAGAUGGAACCAAAUGAAUAUUCAACAGCAAGCUGGUUGAGUAGUAAUGGCCUUAAAAAUAACAUGGAUGACAAGGCCUCUUGUAAAUAAGAAUGUUAAAGCACUGUUUCACUGAUACAAAAAGCGCAAAUGACAUUAUCACCAAAAUAAGCAAUCGCUAUCUGCAAAAGCAUUUUGCUCAUUCCUAUGAAACCCAUAAAGUAAUGAUUAUGAUAAUGUUUAUAAAUCCAUGAAUCCAAACAAAGCUCUAAUGCGGAGGGAAAUCACUAAGAGCCAUGGACCAACAUCAAAUGCCGAGUAUGUUUGGCAACCAUUCAGUGACCUCCAGUGGUGAAGAAAUAACAAUACAAAAUGCCUUCUUCUUGUCGUUGAAUAGUCAUGAAUAUGUUUCUGUGUUGAUAUCAAGACAGGAUAUAUGCAAAGGCCAUAUCAAAUCUGCGGUGGAUCAUUUUAGAAUAGGAUCGCUACAAAUAGGCUAUUUGAGAAUUCACCACAAAGAAGUGAGAGAAAUUAACGAGACUACAUUGUGAUGAGCUGCUUGUUGAACUGCUUGUUUUGGUAUCUUCACAUGUGUUUCUGUAUUUCAGCUACUGCUAAUGUCUUUCUUGACUGCACUUAACAGUAAGGGGAUAGGGGUCACAGUCUGUUGGCAACUCCUGAUUAUCUACGUACGUACUUUCUAAAACAAGACAAAAAUGUAGCCUAGGGAUUUUCUUUUUUUUCUUUUCAUCUCAACAUAUCAGUGUCAAACUUGUUGUUACACCUCAUUUUCAUCAACGCUCACCCUCACCUCUUAGUAAGGCCUGUUUGCAAAUGUUAUCCACCCAAGCACUAUAAACAGGUGUGGUUGCCCACUACUAUGGCAAUCUGCAACUGUUUUUUUUGUACUCGAAUGUGUAUGUAAUGUAUAUUUCUAUUUAUUUUAAAUAAACAAA
Engraulis encrasicolus (European anchovy) is the source of this 5082-nucleotide messenger RNA. It is a transcript of the gene lzts1, whose product is annotated as leucine zipper, putative tumor suppressor 1. The record is from RefSeq and is a predicted model, not a curated record. Lineage: Eukaryota; Metazoa; Chordata; Actinopteri; Clupeiformes; Engraulidae. Gene Ontology annotation, biological process: regulation of synaptic plasticity; regulation of dendrite morphogenesis. The transcript has 6 exons. Bases 555 to 2942 code for a protein of 795 amino acids. Gene Ontology annotation, cellular component: dendritic spine.